Messenger RNA from Lachancea sp. 'fantastica', 2769 nucleotides. Lineage: Eukaryota; Fungi; Ascomycota; Saccharomycetes; Saccharomycetales; Saccharomycetaceae. The record is from the annotation of a GenBank genome assembly.
AUGUGGAGUAAGCAAAGACUCACUUUUGUGGUGGUCGGGAUCUUGUUCCAUUUCUUUUACCUAUGGUCAAUCUUCGACAUCUAUUUCGUGUCGCCGCUAGUUCAUGGAAUGAAAGCGCACCGGAGUACAGACCAACCGCCAGCAAAACGGUUAUUUCUGGUGGUUGGCGAUGGCUUGCGAGCAGACACCGUUUUUGAAAAGAUAACUCAUCCGAUCACUGGAGAAACUGCACAUCUCGCGCCUUACAUCAGAUCUAUUGUGGAAAACAACGGAACUUUUGGUGUCUCGCACACCAGAAUGCCAACGGAGUCAAGACCAGGUCAUGUUGCGAUGAUCGCCGGUUUCUAUGAAGAUGUGAGUGCCGUGACAAAAGGGUGGCAGGAGAACCCUGUGGAUUUCGAUAGUUUCUUCAACCAGUCAAGACACACAUACUCAUUCGGCUCACCAGAUAUCUUGCCCAUGUUCCAAAAGGGAGCCUCAGAUUUCAAUAGAAUUGACACUUGGAUGUAUGGGCAUGAAUUCGAAGACUUCACACAGUCAUCGAUCGAACUUGACGCCUUUGUAUUCAAUAAACUCGAAGAUCUCUUUCACAACUCUACCGUCGAUGAGAGGCUUAAUGAAGAAAUAAGACAGGAAGGAAAUGUCUUUUUCCUUCACCUUUUGGGGUGUGAUACCGCUGGCCACUCUUACCGUCCGUACUCGGCCGAGUACUAUGAUAAUGCCAAAUAUAUUGAUACACAAUUGGCUAGUUUGGUUCCAAGAGUUCAUGAGUUCUUCGGCGACGAUGACACAGCAUUCAUUUUCACUGCUGACCACGGAAUGAGCGCAUUUGGAUCCCAUGGUGAUGGCCACCCUAAUAACACCAGAACACCGCUUGUAGCGUGGGGACCAGGAAUUAAGAAACCUGUUAUAAACAAUACCCCCGUCUACGAUAACUACACACACGGCUGGAAUCUGUCUCAUAUUAAAAGGAACGAUGUGAAACAAGCCGACAUAGCAUCUUUGAUGUCUUUUUUGAUUGGUGCCAACUACCCUGUCAACUCAGUGGGCGAGUUGCCUUUGGCCUACAUUGACGACUCUGAAGGCCAAAAAUUGAAGGCUCUAUACGCCAAUGCCAGAACUAUCUUGGAGCAGUAUCUUGUGAAGGAAGAGGAAGUUAUAGCUUCACAAUUCCUUUACAAAAAAUAUGGUAAAUUCGACCUAAAGUCCCCAAUUGAGUAUCAGAACGAAAUCGAAGACUUGAUUGAAAGAGUGUCUCAAGGAGAUCUUGCGUCGGAGCCCGUCGCUAUUCAGCUGACGGAGGAACUGAUGACCAACACCCUAGAUGCUCUUUAUUAUUUGACAACUUACAAUAGACAGUUCACAAGGACUAUUGUGACGUUUGGCUUUGUCGGGUGGAUCACAUACUCUUUCGUUUUGUUCCUGAGACUUUUCAUUUUGACCAAAGAGUACCAAGUAAAGGCUUCAGUUUUCCAUUACACAGUCUUUGCAAGCUUGGCAGUUGUUUUGAACUAUACGCUCUACUAUCAAAAGUCUCCGUUCAAUUUCUACAUGUACCUGAUGUUCCCGCUGUUCUUUUGGAGUCAAAUUUUCAGAAGCAAGGUUAUCCUGAGCGAUGGUUUUGGGGAGUUUUUCAAAGGUCUGUCGUGGAACAAGAAGAUCAGCGCGGUAGUGGCGGUCCUGACUGUCUACGAAAGUAUUGUUUACGGAUUUUUCAACAGAUGGAUCUUUACCGCCACUUUCAUUGCACUUGGAUUCUAUCCAAUGGCAUGUGGUGUUCACGGUGUCCGCCAGAACUUUUUUUGGUUGCUCACAAGUUGCUGUAUAUCCGUUUUCACCUUAUUUGACGCUGUCAAGGUGGAGAGUUUGUCGCAGAUCAACGUGGCAAGUGCGAUGAUCGUCCUGAGUGGGCUAUGGGGAAUAAAUCACGUAAGGUCCAGUAUUAAGCGCUACACAUUUGUCCUGUUUCUAGUCCAGAUCGCUCUCAUUGUCGCGAUGGUUGCCAUCACCAACAAAUCUGUGGUUUCUUUGCAGAAUCGUGAGGGACUACCGCGGGACUCGCAAAUUGCAGGCUGGGCGGUUUUUUUCGUUUCCCUGAUUGGAAUGCCCUCAUGCCACUACCCAAAAAUGAACCAAGACUACCGGGUCAGAAUGCUGACUAUCUACCUCACAUUUGCGCCGGCGUUUAUCCUCCUCACGAUCUCGUUUGAGUCCUUCUUCUACUUUUUCUUCACCGCGUACAUUUACCAGUGGAUCGAGAUCGAGUCUGACCUAAAAGCCCACAGAGACGCAUCUACGGCUCCGCAAAACCGGCUACAACUGCUACGUGUCUCUACUAUUGGGUUUUUCCUUAUGCAGGUUGCGUUUUUCGGUACCGGCAACGUGGCUUCCAUCUCUUCUUUCUCGCUUGACUCGGUGUACAGGUUGAUGCCAGUUUUUGACCCGUUCCCCAUGGGUGCCCUGCUAAUGGUGAAGCUGAUCCUGCCCUACAUUACGCUAUCUACGGGCCUUGGAAUUUUGAACUUGAAGCUCCGCAUUAAGGACUACAGCAUUUCGUCCUUGAUUAUUUGCACUAGUGACAUCCUGUCGCUGCAAUUUUUCUAUUUGUUGAAGACUGACGGCAGCUGGUUAGACAUUGGUGUCACGAUCUCCAACUAUUGCUUGGCAAUUUUGUCCUCGCUGGCCAUGCUGCUCCUGGAAUUGAUCAGCCAUGUUCUGCUGAGAAAUGUUUCUCUGCAUCGCACUGCAGAACCCAAGAAGUCACAAUAA